AUGUCUGAAGAUCUUGACAUUGACAAAUAUCUCGCAACUGAAGCUACACAAUUACAAAAGGAUCAAGAAGUAGAACGUAUCCUUUCAGCGUUUAAACUGAAUCCUUUUGACAUUCUUGAUCUAGCACCGGAUUGUACAGAAAAAGAUAUUAAAAAUGCUUAUCGCAAAAAAUCAUUACUUAUUCACCCAGAUAAAACUAAACAUCCAAAAGCGCAAGAAGCAUUCGCAUUAUUGAAAAAGGCUGAAACGGAAUUAUCUAAUGAAAAAUCACGACAACUUCUUUUAACAAUCAUUGAAGAAGCAAAGAUAACUUUAAUUACAGAUCAAAAAUUAAAAUCUACAGACCCAUUCAUAAACACACCCGAAUUUAAUCUACAAAUUAAACAAAAAACUAAAGACAUUUUAAUAGAACAAGAAUUACGUCGUCGGAAAUUAUUAAAAAGAGAAUUGGAAGCACAAGGAUUGGCAGCUCAAAAAGCUGAACAAAACAAAGAGUUAAUAAUUGGAGAGAUUUUCAAACAAAAAAAAGUAAUUCAUCUCAAGGUGGAACUAAAAAAAGGAAAAAUUUUGGCUGAGGAUCCUUCUAAACCUUAUAUAAAACGACCCACGAAUAAUAGUUAA
Messenger RNA from Racocetra fulgida, 621 nucleotides. Lineage: Eukaryota; Fungi; Glomeromycota; Glomeromycetes; Diversisporales; Gigasporaceae. The record is from the annotation of a GenBank genome assembly.